AUGUCGUUUUCCCCGAGUGUUCUCGCCAAAAAGCUCCUGUCGCUCCAGGAAACGCAGGAUUCUAUUGUCACUAUUUCCCAAUGGGUCUUAUUCCAUCAGCGUCACAGUAAAGAAGCAGCAUCAACAUGGGCCACAUAUAUCACCGAAGACCCCGAUGCACGCAGCUCCAAAAAAAGAUUGUCACUCUUAUACUUAUGCAACGAUGUAGUGCAACAAGCACGUCACAAACGCAAGCAAGAAUUCAUCGAUGAAUUUGCUGCAGUAUUACCGGGGGUAUUGAUGAAAAUUUAUGCAUCGUUGGACCCCACCAUACAACCGAAAGUGGGCCGUUUAAUAGGGGUGUGGGAGCAGCGGCAUGUGUUUUCGGCACUGGUGAUUUCCGACCUCCGGGAGGCCGUAAAGGCUGCAUCCUCUCCAAAUGCAUCAGCCUCUGCAUCCGCCUCUGCAUCCGCCUCUGCAAACACCCCGCUGGCCCCAACUAUAAAUUCUGUCCCUGACCUCCGUCUUCUUACAGAAACUUACCUCCAUCUAAAUAAACUUGUAGAUAUCACCCUGGAAACUUUAUCGCAGGUGGGAAUGAUGUCCAAAACUUACCUUUCCCCUACAUCAUCCGAGAGCCUUCCAGCUCCUCGAGAAUACAUUUCAAAAUUAAACCAGUUGGAACAGUUGUGUAAGUCUUCCACGGCAAAUAUCGAAGAGUUGAAAAAAGUUCGCCUUGAUGCCAUCAAGCAAUUGGAUGGUCUUCGGGCCAAUAUUAAUGAUUCUUUACAGGGCGACGAGGGAAAGUUGAAUAUUAUUCAAAAGCGAUUGACAGCUUUGAAAGAAACCAGAUCUGAGUUGUUUGACAUGAUAAAUGGGGAAAAAGAAUCCGAGCCUUCUGGUCCAGGAUCUGAACCAGAAUCAGAGCCGGAAGCACCUCCUCUCGACGAUGAUGAUGAGGUGCCAACUUACAAUGACAGUGAUGAGGAACAACCACCAAAACGCCAAAAGGUAUCGCACAAUCUGUUUCGUAAUUCCAAGUCUCCUUCUGAUAAGAAAGUUGCCUUCUCUGAUAACAUUGAGAUCAAGGAGUUUCGCUCCGAGGACGAGUCAAGAGGCAUCAGCAUCGUACGGAGUGUAGACGACACCGAUGACGAUAGCAUAUACGAUAAUGAUGAGGUAUUGGGUAUCUCAAGCGAGUUCACAAGGCACCAUAAAGAUGAUCUCGAACUAAAACACGAACACGAAUCUACAGAUGAAGAUGGUUACAAUCCGUCGUCGGGGGUUGAUUCUGACCAUGAAUCAAAUGUGAAUCCUAGUGUGUUGAAUCUUUUAUCCAAACUAGCAUAA
Messenger RNA from Meyerozyma guilliermondii ATCC 6260, 1329 nucleotides. RefSeq lists its product as uncharacterized. Gene Ontology annotation, molecular function: RNA polymerase II C-terminal domain binding. Lineage: Eukaryota; Fungi; Ascomycota; Pichiomycetes; Serinales; Debaryomycetaceae. Bases 1 to 1329 code for a protein of 442 amino acids. Gene Ontology annotation, cellular component: RNA polymerase II, holoenzyme. The transcript has a single exon. The record is from RefSeq and is a predicted model, not a curated record. Gene Ontology annotation, biological process: mRNA 3'-end processing.